Neohortaea acidophila is the source of this 2028-nucleotide messenger RNA. RefSeq names its product G protein-coupled glucose receptor regulating Gpa2-domain-containing protein. Gene Ontology annotation, biological process: adenylate cyclase-activating G protein-coupled receptor signaling pathway. The coding region runs from base 1 to 2028 and encodes 675 amino acids. Gene Ontology annotation, molecular function: G protein-coupled receptor activity. The record is from RefSeq and is a predicted model, not a curated record. Gene Ontology annotation, cellular component: plasma membrane. The transcript is spliced from 2 exons. Lineage: Eukaryota; Fungi; Ascomycota; Dothideomycetes; Mycosphaerellales; Teratosphaeriaceae.
AUGGACAUUUUAUCAACACCUCACGUUGGCCUCCGCAACUUCACCAUCCAUGCAUCAUCCGGGCUGGGCAGUAGCAAGGGUUUCGACCCAUCGGACGUGCUCAACCCGACACAGCGCCAUGUCCUGCAAAUCCUUGCGACCGUCACCUCCAGUCUCAGUCUGGCUGCUGCACUCGUAGCGGCGUUUUGGUUUCUGAUGAUGCAGAGGAAUUUCCGACGAGAUCUGGUCUUGCUGCUCAUCCUCGGCGGAUCGUGGAAGAGCCUGUGGUUUGUCAUUUUCUCGGGUGUGACCUUUGCCACUGGGCCAAUUCACACCUCGGACACCAUCUGUCAGGUCGGCGGGUAUUGCUUACAGGCGGGAUUCGAGGCGUGUGACAUUGCCGUCUUCUUCAUGAGCAUGCACAUGUACUACCAGAUCUUUCCGCCGUCAAACUCCAUGCUCGGCCACGACGGGCUCUACCGCAUCCGCUACGUGGUCAUUAUCGCAUACAUCCUCUUCCCGAAUCUGAGCGCAGCACUAGGAUUCACGAGCAACACAUCCGCUUAUGUGGCUCAAGGUGCAUGGUGCAGCCUGCCACUUCGACCGUUCUGGUACCGAUUAGGUUUGUUCUGGGUCCCGAGGUACAUCGUCUGGCUGUAUAUCGUCUUCGUCGCCAUACGAAUCUACCGAUAUGUUGGGUCGGAGUUCAAGGUGUUUGGCGGCGAGACGGCGAGCUCGCUCAGUUACGGACUAGGAGGCGAGUCUUCGGGCGACCGUGCUGCCCGAGUGGAGAAGGAGCUCACGUCGACGAGAAGACGAUCUGAUCCGGACGUCGCACCACUGGAAGAAGCAGGUCAGCCGGAACCUGUGAACGACAUCACCUUGGCAUUCAACCCAUCACUGCCCCACGCCUUCCCGCCGGAUGUUUUUGUGACGCCGCCACCAAGUCCAAGUCGUCGAGCGAACCAAGAAUCUCCCCACCGCAGGAGUCCGACUCGCACUGCGACCCACGGGCCCGUAUCCUCCACGUAUCCAGCCUCAGCCUUGCGCAAAGAAAGUCACCCGGCCACAGUGACCGAGGACUUUGCAGCUCCCGACCCCAACCACCGACGCAGCUCCCUAGUGAGCUUCGCCUCGCAAAGAUCGUCGGGGAGGGAAUCCUUCGACGGCCCACCAGUCCUAUCCCCAAUCGUUGAAAGCGACGACCCCUUAGCACCAGCCGCACCAAAGCCCCGUUCCCGCCCAGCAACACACAACGCUAUGCGCAACCGGCGCCGCGCCAUCCAGCGCCAACUCCGCCUCCUCUUCAUCUACCCGGUCGUCUACCUGCUCCUCUGGGUCAUCCCCUUUGUCGUCAACAUCAUGAACUUCACCAAUCGCUACGCGCAGCAUCCCGUCUUCGCCCUGCAGGUGCUGCAAAUCUUCACCCUAACGAUAAUGACCCUCGCGGACGUCGUCGUCUUUUCCUGGCGAGAACGGCCCUGGCGCCACAUCCCAGGUGCGGACGGCACCUUCCUCGGCAGCUUCAAAUGGUGGCAAUACUGCUUCGACAAAAAGUGGGCGACGGGACGCCGCGCAAGUCGAGUCCCCAGCGCCAUCCCGCGCGCAGCAAAUAGCAGCGCAGCAACGACCAGCACAACCAACACGACCAUCACCGACCCCGAAAAAGGCACCGCCCCCGCAGCAGCAGCAGCAGGCCUCCUGACCCCCCUCCGCUCCUCUCUACACCGCAAAUCCUCCUCUUUCCGCAGUGUCAGUGCCCGCUCGCCUUCUUCUACCGCCGCUGCGUCCCUCGCUUCGCAUCCGACGACGCCGCAGAAGAGAAUUGUUUUCUCCGGCGGCCAUUCGGAUCGUAGGCUUUUGGAGGUUCAGCGGGCGCAUGAGCGGUUGGCGCUCGAGAGGGCGGAGUAUGAGGGGCGGUUGAGGGGAGUGAGGGAGGACCAGGAUGGUGUGGAGGGGGAAGGGAGGGGGAGAGGGAGAGAGUGGUUCGACCGGCAGUAUGGGGAUUUAUUUGCUGAUAAGGACGAAGAGGAGGGAGCAGAUGUGUAA